This is a messenger RNA of Lytechinus pictus (painted urchin), 2494 nucleotides long. RefSeq names its product ATP-binding cassette sub-family C member 5-like. Gene Ontology annotation, cellular component: membrane. Gene Ontology annotation, biological process: transmembrane transport. Gene Ontology annotation, molecular function: ATP binding; ATP hydrolysis activity; ABC-type transporter activity. The record is from RefSeq and is a predicted model, not a curated record. The transcript is spliced from 13 exons. Lineage: Eukaryota; Metazoa; Echinodermata; Echinoidea; Temnopleuroida; Toxopneustidae. Bases 224 to 2494 code for a protein of 756 amino acids.
AUGCUAGCGAGAGUCAUCUCCAAGUCAUCUCUUCUUAUCUACAUUGACACUGCCAAGAAUGGAUAGACAACUAAAUAGGUCUAGUUUUAUUAUAGUGAGUUCGCACAAACCGACCUAGAUUAGGAUAUAAAGACAGAGGUCAGUGGAUAAGACUAGCUAGAUUGACAUGACGGCAUAAACUAUAAAUAAGUCGUAGAACUCGAUUUUGGAGGACAGAUCUGACAUGGCGGACAAAACCACUCUUGAUGAAGACAAAGUAGAAGUGGCGGAAGUGAAUGGAAACCUGAGUGGGGGUCAGCCGGCAAUAUACAGCGGGGAGGCGCCCCCUCAUAAACCGAAAUCUGAAUCUGAGAACGAGAAAGAUCUGAAUGGACCAGGACAUAGAAGAUAUUCCUAUGGCGAGGCACUGGACAACCACGACCUGGACACGAUGUACGGCGACUCCAUUCCCGACGACUUGAAGACACGUCGUGAGAUGACCCGCGAUGGUCGUAGGGCAUCAGCACGGGUACAACGAUUAGAUUCGAUGAAAGUGUUGCUGCCCUAUCGACGCAGUGGCCGCAGAAGGGAAACGAGUCCUAUAGAUUCAUCGGGUCUCUUUUCUUCUAUGCUUCUUACUUGGAUGACGCCAUUAUUCAGAAAAUCUUUCAAUGGUCAUAAUUUGAAGGAGAGUGACCUCAUCCACCUAAGGUCACACAAAGAGACUGCCCAGUCAGCAUCCAUAAGGCUCGCGGAGCAGUGGGCCGAAGAAUUAAGGGAGAAAGGUCCCGAGAAGGCAUCACUUGGUCGGGUUAUGAUGCGACAUCUGAGAACUCGUCUGAUUGCUGCUGGCUUCAUUGUAUUCAUCUCAUUGUUAUCAAACUUUGUUGUAAAUCCUUACCUCAUCUACCGCUUGCUCACCCAUUUGGACCAGCCCGAGCCAUCGGUACGACAUGCCUUAUUACUAGUCCUUGGAUUGACACUCACGUACCUGGUCCGUGCUUUCGGCGUCCAUUUUAGUUGGUACCUUAGCGUCCGUACUGCCGGGCGACUGCGCAGUGCAGUCUUGAUGCUAAUUUACACCAAGAUAUCGCGACUGCGCAGUACGGCCGAGCUUUCUGUCGGAGAGAUUGUAAACAUCGCUGUGAAUGACUGCACGCGCAUCUUCGAAGCCUGUCACACGUCUGCCAUGUUCGUGACAAUUCCUCUGUUAACUCUUAUACUCUUCAUCGCCUGUCUCGUUAUGGUGGGAGCAAGUGCACUGAUUGGAAUAGCCUCCAUAGUUGCCUUCUACGUUCUGCAGAUUGGGAUAGCCAAACUCACAGCCCACUACAGACAGGUGGGUGUCGUUGCUACGGACAAGAGAGUUCGCCUGAUGAAUGAGCUUCUAAGCUGCGUUAAGCUCAUCAAAAUGUACGCCUGGGAAGUGCCCUUUUCCAGAACAAUUUCAGGUAUUCGUAAGUCAGAAGGACGCAUGCUCAAGCUUUCAGGAUACCUGCAGGCGUUGGCUAUAUCCAUAACUUUCCUCAUCUCACCGGCUGCAACCCUGGCUACUGUUGUAGGCCAUACACUGUUGGGUCACUCCAUUACAGCAGCGGAGGCAUGGACUCUGAUGUGUCUGUAUAUGGGACUAACUGUAUGUCUGUAUAUGAUACCCACCGCCCUCAAACCUACGGUAGAAUCCAAGAUCGGUGUCCAGCGUAUCAAGGCUGUUCUAUUGCUGAAGGAAAGUGACGAGCAGGUGGAGCCACCAGACGAUCAUCACAUUGCCAUCAAAAUGACAGAUGCUACACUGUCGUGGGUUGAUCCAGAAUCGCUCCAAUCAGCAACUGAAAGCGAAGCGGGUAAAGAGCGACAGUAUAUCCCAAAUGGUAACUCACACAACUCAUCCAGAGGUGAAAAUUAUGCAGCACGCUUGGAGAGAGAUGACACCCAGCAAGGAGAUCGGUUGCUUUGGUCUUCGGAUGACAAGUCGUUGCCAUGUGCACUCCGGAACAUUGAUUUGACCAUUCAGAAGGGCAAACUCAUAGGGAUAUGCGGGAGCAUCGGGAGUGGCAAGAGUUCGCUGCUAUCUGCCAUUCUCAACCACAUGUAUACGAUAAAUGGCAAAAUCGAGAGAGCAGGGACCAUCGCAUACGCUUCCCAACAAGCAUGGAUAAUGAAUGCUACUGUCAAACGGAACAUCGUCUUCAAUCAACCUUUCGAUAGCAAACGAUAUCGCAAAGCAGUAUUUGCCUGUUCGCUUCAACCAGACUUUAAGAUAAUGACCCAUGGGGAUGGGACGGAAAUUGGUGAGAGGGGUAUCAACCUGAGCGGGGGCCAGAAGCAGAGGAUCAGUCUGGCCAGAGUGCUCUAUUCCAACCGAGACAUCUACUUGCUGGAUGAUCCCUUGAGUGCCGUAGAUGCCCACGUCGGACAGCAUAUAUUCACACACUGCAUCAAGGACGCCAUGAAAGGAAAGACAACGCUCUUCGUCACGCAUCAGUUACAGGUGAGAUCAUUGAUUUUUUAUUGA